Leptopilina heterotoma is the source of this 2397-nucleotide messenger RNA. RefSeq lists its product as uncharacterized. The coding region runs from base 102 to 2264 and encodes 720 amino acids. The transcript is spliced from 3 exons. The record is from RefSeq and is a predicted model, not a curated record. NCBI's taxonomy places the organism in Eukaryota, Metazoa, Arthropoda, Insecta, Hymenoptera, Figitidae.
UGUGAAAAGUACAUUAAGUUUUCUGCUUGUUAUUUCCGUUGAUUUAUAUUCUCCACUGUUUCUUAUUUUUUUAAUUAUAAUUGAAUUUAUUGGCUUGGAAAAUGGAGCGUAAACGUUAUCGUAAAGAAGAUAAUCGUAUUAGAAAUGAGAAGUUCAAAAAAAUUCGUCGGAGUUUACAGGAACUUGAAUCCUGUUCAAAUGAUAUUUCUUUUGAGGAACCUUUUGACGAGAGCAGUGAUGAAAAUUCGUCUACAGAUGAAAUCAAUCCGCCUGAUCUAAAUCUUAAUAAUUUUAAUGCCAACGAUAUCAUUGAAGCAGAUGAAAUUCAUCAACAAAUACACGAGGAAGAGGAGAUUAUUGAUGAGCAGGACAUUGAAGAUCCAGAACAAAAUGAAUUCAAUGAAGAUAAUUUUCUGAAUGAUGUUCUUGGAGGACAGGAGGAUCAUUCUUCGACAGAUGACGACUCAUCUGCAGAUGAGGAAGAAAAUAACGAUGAUCCUCCCGUAUUACCAAAUGUGCCCCCUGAAAUUGACCAGUUACGUCAUUUGGCUAAUGAAAAGAACAUACCUCAAAGUACUUUGGAUCAAUUAUUAAAAAUUUUGCGCCAAAGGCUAUUACCGUCCUUACCGAAAAGCUCAAAAACGUUUCUGAAAACGAGUGAUUCUCGAUAUAAUAUUAUUGAUAUGGAAGGCAUGAAUGGAGAAAUGGGAGAGUUUGUGUAUUUUGGACUUGAAUCUGGACUAAAAAAUUGUGUGAAUGUGGAUUUACACCCAGAAAAUAUAAUAAAUUUGCAAAUUUUCAUUGACGGCAUGCAGCUUACCAAAUCAGGUCAUUUGGAAUUGUUUGUGACACUCUGCAAAAUAUUUUUUGAACCCGACAUAUACAAAGUAUUUCCUGUAGCUGUAUUCUGUGGGAAGACAAAACCAAGAAAUGUCGAUGAUUAUUUGGACGAGCUCAUAGAUGAGUUAAAUGACUUGCAUGAAAAUGGACUAAUUAUUGAAGAUAAACUUUUUUCAAUAAAUAUAAAAUGCAUAAUUUGCGAUACGCCUGCAAGGGCCUUCCUGAAAAAUACUAUGGGUCAUAAGAGUUUCGUAUCGUGUGAAAGAUGUGAAAUUGUUGGCCAUUCAGAGGAGAGAACUACUGUAUUUCCGUCUAUUAAUGAAAGAGAAAGAACCGACAAUUCAUUCAGAAAUCAGAGUCAACCAGAACACCACCAUGGACCUUCUCCCUUCUGUCGCAUUAUUCCGCCAUUAAAUAUCAUAAAAAUUUUUAUUCUAGACUCUAUGCACUUACUUUUCUUGGGAAUCAUGAAAAAAUUAUUGGAAUAUUGGCUGGUCGGUAGUUUAAAUUUCAGGUUAGGUUUAGAAAGAAAAAAAGAACUAGCAAAACGAAUGAAACACAUCUACUCCCAAAUUCCAAUUGAGUUCCAAAGAAAAACUCGUUCCAUAAUUUAUCAUGGUAAGUGGAAAGCUGUAGAGUUUAGAUUUUUUUUACUUUAUUGUGGCCCUGUGGUACUUAAACAUAUUCUGCGAAAAGAGUUAUAUCAACAUUUUUUAUUGUUGCAUGCUUCUAGUCGAAUAUUGUCGUCAGAUGUUUUGUGUAAUAGAUAUACAAAUAAUUCUAAAAUGUACUUGAGAACAUUUUUUACUACUCUGAAAGAUAUUUAUGGUCCGAAGUCACAAACUCUUAAUUCUCAUCACGUGAUUCACGUUGCCGACGAUGUUGAAACAAUGAAUUGUAGUCUGUCACGAGUCAAUGCAUUUGCUUUUGAAAGCUAUUUGGGAAAACUGAAAAAACUAAUUCGUACACCUCAUCGCCCACUUGCACAGUUAUGUCGACGACUAUAUGAGAGAAAUAUUGCCAUUAAAGAAAAAGUAGAAAUUCCUCCGUUAUUCCAAAUUUUAAAAAGAAAUGAAGAUUCCAUAGAACAAAUUAAGUACAAAGAGACGACGAUUUCUACUUCAGAGCCUAAUAAUAUAGUGCUGUCCGAAAAUGACACCGUGUUGCAAAUACGCACUAUUUUCGAAACUGCAGAAGGAAUUAAAUUUGAGGCUCAAGUUUGGGAAAAAGCAACAUCGCUAUUCAAUUAUCCAUUUGAUUCGGAUCGUUUGAAAAUGUGGCAGUUACUAAACGCGCCCUGUAAUAGAUUGAGUUUAUUUAGUUUAGAAUCAAUUCAAUGUAAAAUGGUCAAAUUAUCUGUCCCCAAAACAGAUAAUAGUCCAGAGAAAUUUUACGUCAUGCCAAUUCUACACUCACAAAUCUGAAUGAAAAUUUAAGUAAAAUAAUGAAUUUUUAAUUACUUUCGUUGAGAUUUUUUUAUUGUUCAUUGUGAUUCAGAUUAAUAAUUUUCUGUACUUAUUACAUUUUUAUGACCACUCAUGUAUAAAUACCAGCGAA